Molecule: messenger RNA, 2707 nt
Organism: Mus musculus (house mouse)
Lineage: Eukaryota; Metazoa; Chordata; Mammalia; Rodentia; Muridae
Gene: Eps8l3
Product: EPS8-like 3
Exons: 20
Coding region: 390-2339 (649 amino acids)
Biological process (GO): regulation of hair cycle
Cellular component (GO): cytoplasm
Molecular function (GO): guanyl-nucleotide exchange factor activity
Source: RefSeq, a predicted model, not a curated record
CCUCACACCCUCAUCUGAAUCCCCUCCCGUGUUGCCCUCCCUCGCUGAUUAGGACCCUGGGUUAUGAUCAUCAUGUGAAUUUGCCUUUUCUACCUCAGAAAUUCCCUGGAGUUGGACACCUCUCGACAGACAGAGCCUGUUCUGGCACUUCUCAGGGACUCGGGCUUCCUUCCUGGAGUCCAAAGACCACAGGUGUGGCUUCCUCAAAGCCUGCUUCCUGGCUCUCAGGCCACCUGAUCACCAGUAGGUCUCUGCCUGAGGCGCUGGCAGAGAAGCCAAACAGAGCUCCCUCCAACAUUAGUGGACCACUGGCUCAAGCAUCAGACUCCUUGGGGGACCAAACACCAGGCGGCACUGGCAACCAGGAAGCUGCCCUCAGCAGUGUCACCAUGUCCCGGCCCAGCAGCAGAGCCAUCUACUUGCACCGGAAGGAAUAUUCCCAGAGUAUGGCCUCAGAACCUACCCUCCUACAGCACAGGGUGGAGCAUCUGAUGACAUGUAAGCUGGGGACACAGAGAGUCCGGGAGCCAAAGGAUGCCCUACAGAAGCUUCAGGAGAUGGAUGCCCAGGGCCGAGUGUGGAGUCAAGACCUGUUCCUGCAGGUCAGAGAUGGCUGGCUCCAUCUGCUGGACAUUGAGACUAAGGAGGAACUGGAUUCUUACCGCCUGGACAACAUCAAGGCCAUAGACGUAGCCCUUAACACCUGCUCCUAUAACUCCAUCUUAUCUGUCACUGUGCAGGAGUCUGGCUUGCCAGGCAUCAGCACUUUGCUGUUCCAAUGCCAGGAAGUGGGGGCAGAGCAGCUGAGGACAAGCCUGCAGAAGGCCCUGGAAGAAGAGCUAGAAGAAAGACCUCGAUUUGGAGUCCAUCAUCCAAGCCAGGACAGAUGGAAGGGGCCUCCUCUGGAAAGGCCACUCCCUAUACAACAGGCACCCCCUCUGGAGCAGAGGUUCUCUCCAGAGCAUAGGUUUCCUCCAGAACAGCCACAUAACAUGACCUCAGAACGCAGCAUCUCGCCAUCCUCAAGGUCUCUGACACACUACCCAAGUGCCCGAGAACCCAAUGGCUUCACUCUGCCUCCUCCUCCGAGGCGUGCUCCCUCUCCCGAGGACCCAGAGAGGGAUGAGGAGGUGCUGAACCACGUCCUAAGAGACAUUGAGCUGUUUGCUGGAAAGCUGAAGGAGGUCCAGGCAAGAAACAGUCAUAAGAAGACAAAACUUGGGAGAAAAAAGAAAAAGUCUAAAAAUGGGAUAACACAAGCAGAGUACAUUGACUGCUUCCAGAAGAUCAAGUUGAGCUUCAACCUCUUGGGGAAGCUGGCUUUGCGGAUGCAGGAAACAAGCGCCCCUGAGUUCGUGGGCCUCAUCUUCCAAACCCUGAAAUUUAUCCUAUCUCAGUGCCCUGAGGCUGGCCUUCCAGCCAAAGUGAUUUCCCCCCUCCUCACCCCCAAAGCAAUAGACCUGCUGCAGUCCUGUCUAAGCCCACCCGAGGACACACUCUGGAAGUCACUAGGCACAUCCUGGACCACCAGCUGGGCUGACUGGACAGGCAGUGAACCGCCACCCUACCAACCCACAUUCUACGAUGGCUGGCAGAUUCCACAGCCCCGCUCCAUGAUGCCCAUAACAAACCAGGAUUCGAUUUCCCUCCGAGGUUCUAGGAUGAGGAGCAGCCUACAUUUCCCUCGGGAUGAGCCAUACAACCAUAACCCUGAAUACGAGGACUCAAACCUCCCACUCUCCAGCCCCAGCCCUGGCAGAGCAGCCCUGAAAAUGCAAGUCCUGUACGAGUUUGAAGCAAGGAAUGCCCAGGAACUGACUGUGGCACAGGGGGAGAUUCUGGAGGUUCUGGAUCAGAGCAAGCGAUGGUGGCUGGUGAAGAACGAAGCAGGACUGACUGGUUACAUUCCCAGCAAUAUCCUGGAGCCCCUGCCAGCUGGAGCCCCGAGAGGCCACCGACAACCAUCCUUUAGGGCCCCAAUGCUUCGCCUGAGCUCAAAGCCUGAGGAGGUCACAGCCUGGCUACAAGCAGAGAACUUCUCCACUGUCACUGUAAGGACCCUCGGGUCCCUAAUGGGAAGCCAGCUACUUCACAUGAGACCUGGGGAGCUGCAGAUGCUGUGUCCACAGGAGGCUCCACGGAUCCAGGCCCGGCUGGACGCUGUCAGAAGGAUGCUGGGGGUGAGGAAGCUCUGGGAUCCUGACUCCUAUUCAGAGGAAUUUAAUUCUCCUGGGGUGAGAAAGGGAGAGCUGGGGACACUAGGCAUGGGCUAUUCCUCUGGGGACUCAGCUCCAUCCGUUCAGGUGUGUCUUGAAGUUCUAAUCGCAUUGGUGAUAUAAACUCUGGGGAGUCCCUCACUAGGAACCAGCCCCAUCUGAAUUGUUUUCUCCCUUCAGAUGACUCAUUAGAGACCAGCUCGAAUACCUCUAAGACCAAGGACCUCUCAUGUGCAAGAUGGAGUAUUUGGUACCCAGUUAGAGCCCCUGGAAGUCCUCUUUCAGUUAGUGGCAAGCCACAUAUCCUGGAUCACAAAGCAAAGAAGAUGAACAGGUCCAGACACUGAGGCAAAUGGUACCUCAUUGGGUUGGAGACCCUCACCGGUUACUAUUUAUUUUACCCCACACCCUAAGUUGGCAUACUUAUUCCCAGUCUUACUCCUGAUCUCUUUAGUCCCAAUCCUGCCAAUAAAAAGCAUCGUUUAACUUGU